Messenger RNA from Bubalus bubalis (water buffalo), 1272 nucleotides. RefSeq names its product DnaJ heat shock protein family (Hsp40) member B6 (gene DNAJB6). NCBI's taxonomy places the organism in Eukaryota, Metazoa, Chordata, Mammalia, Artiodactyla, Bovidae. Gene Ontology annotation, biological process: positive regulation of proteasomal ubiquitin-dependent protein catabolic process; protein refolding. The record is from RefSeq and is a predicted model, not a curated record. Gene Ontology annotation, cellular component: endoplasmic reticulum membrane; cytosol. The coding region runs from base 183 to 1136 and encodes 317 amino acids. The transcript is spliced from 10 exons. Gene Ontology annotation, molecular function: ATPase activator activity; Hsp70 protein binding.
CUGCGCCGCCGCCGCCUGACGCACUUCCUGUUUGUUGUUGGAGAAAGGAGAGAAAGGAAAGCGCGAGGACCGUCGCCGCCUCCGCCACCGCGCCGGAGCCGAGGAGCCCCGACUGUAGCCCCAGCGCGCUUUCCGCCGCUGGCUCCCGCGUCCUCGGACUUGUUCCAACAGCCUGUUAAAACAUGGUGGAUUACUAUGAAGUUCUAGGCGUGCAGAGACACGCCUCGGCCGAGGAUAUUAAAAAGGCAUAUCGGAAACUGGCACUGAAGUGGCAUCCAGAUAAAAAUCCUGAGAACAAAGAAGAAGCGGAAAGAAAAUUCAAGCAAGUAGCUGAGGCGUAUGAGGUGUUGUCAGAUGCUAAAAAACGGGACAUCUAUGACAGAUACGGCAAAGAAGGAUUAAACGGUGGCGGUGGAGGUGGAAGUCACUUCGACAGUCCGUUUGAGUUUGGCUUCACAUUCCGAAACCCAGAUGACGUCUUCAGGGAAUUUUUUGGUGGAAGGGACCCAUUUUCAUUCGACUUCUUCGAAGACCCGUUUGAGGACUUCUUUGGAAAUCGAAGGGGCCCCCGCGGAAGCCGGAGCCGAGGCACGGGCUCGUUCUUCUCUGCUUUCAGCGGAUUUCCCUCCUUUGGAGGGGCGUUUCCUUCCUUUGAUACAGGAUUCACUUCCUUCAGCCCGCUAGGCCACGGGGGCCUCACAGCGUUCUCCUCCUCCUCGGCCUUCGGUGGGAGUGGGAUGGGCAACUACAAGUCCAUAUCGACGUCGACGAAAGUGGUGAACGGCAGGAAGAUCACCACCAAGAGGAUUGUCGAGAAUGGUCAAGAAAGGGUGGAAGUUGAAGAAGACGGCCAGUUAAAGUCCUUGACGAUAAAUGGUGUGGCCGACGAGGACGCCUUCGCGGAGGAAUGCCUACGACGAGGCCAGAGCGCGCUGCCCGCCCAGCCCGCCAGCUCCAGCGCCCGCUCGCUGCGGCCGCCGCGGCCCGCGCCCCCUCCCCGGCCGGCGCACGCCGCGGGGGAGGACGAGGACGCGCCGGGCGCCUUCUGCGCAGGUGUGCACCGGGGCCCCGCCCCCCGGCCGCCGCGGGGCCCCCGAGGACAGAGACGCCUCCUGUGCUGCUGCGUGCUGGCCUGACGGGAUUCAAAGAAGGCGGCAAGAGGAAGAAGCCGAAGCACAGAGAGGAGUCGAAGAAGAAGAAGCCGACCAAGGGCCCCCUCUAGACGGCCGCGGCGGAGCAGCCGUGUGCACUCGCGUGCGGCCCGCCUCCUGU